AUGUGCAGGAACAAGACUAUAAACGAAAAACAAUAUGGCUUCUGCGCAGGAAGGUCCACAGACAAUGCCUUAAAACAACUGCUAGAUAACAUAGAGCAGAACAAAGACAUCAAUUUGGACACACUGGGUAUUUCGUUGGACAUCAAAGGGACAUUCGACUCGUUGUGGUGGCUAGACAUAGUCGAAUGCCUAGACAUCAUCAAAUGCCCAAAGGAAAUCCUGAAUCUUAUACGCAGCUACUUGCAGGAUCGUUGGAUACAGGUUACAACGGACAAUUAUGCACUCAAACUCAAGUUGGAAAGAUGUUCCCUAAAGAGGAACCCUGGAGUUCCCAAGAAGGAACCCCAGGGUUCCUGCUUGGGACCUACACUUUGGAAUCUUGUAAGGAACACAGCUUUUGCGCUCUAUGACCAACAGCAAGGAGUGGGUAUCCAGGCGUACGCAGACGACUUUUUAUUGGUCAUUUCUGGUAGCACGGACAUUAGGUUAAAGGCACAAAACGCAAUCAAUACUUUUGCAAGCUGGGAGCUUGUGUAUGCGCUGAAGGUAUUCAACUACUUUUUUACUGCUGUCUUCAUUCUUGAAGCAGCAAUGAAAAUUGUUGCCUUAGGAUUGCGCAGAUAUCUUUCAGAUCGAUGGAACCAAUUAGAUGUUGGAAUCGUUAUUCUUUCCGUAAUUGGUAUCGUUCUGGAAGAAAUGGAAUCUGAAGUGAUACCCAUUAAUCCGACAAUCAUACGUGUCAUGAGAGUUUUAAGAAUAGCAAGAGUCUUGAAAUUGCUCAAAAUGGCUAAAGGGAUACGAGCUCUCCUCGAUACUGUGAUGCAAGCAUUGCCACAAGUGGGGAAUCUAGGAUUGUUAUUUUUUCUUCUUUUUUUUAUAUUUGCUGCCUUAGGAGUUGAGUUGUUUGGACGCCUGGAAUGUACUGAUGAAUAUCCAUGCCAGGGUCUGGGCGAACAUGCUCAUUUCCGUAACUUCGGAAUGGCUUUCCUCACAUUAUUUCGAGUCGCCACUGGAGAUAACUGGAAUGGGAUUAUGAAAGACACUCUACGAGAAAACUGUGAUCCCUCCAGUGACUGCAUCCGCAACUGCUGCGUUUCACCCAUUAUAGCUCCCCUUUAUUUCGUAGUGUUUGUCCUGAUGGCCCAGUUCGUUCUAGUUAAUGUUGUCGUUGCAGUGCUCAUGAAGCACCUCGAGGAGUCUCAUAAGCACAUGGACGACGAUAUAGAAAUAGAUGCAGAAAUUGAAAGACAGUUGGCUGCUGAGCUUGCCGACAGCGUCCGAAGAAAGGGCCGCGAUCGGAGGAGAGAAGCCAGAAAACAAGAAGAAUUAAAAGAAAAUGCACAUAGAAAAUUAAUCAAAAUGUCUUCACUUCCUGCAAACUUCAUUUUCCGUUUCUCAGAAGAAUCAGAUGCCAAAAAUACUAGUUUCCUAGAUCGAACUUCCAGUGCUCAGUAUAGUCCAUUAGCAACCAUAUCAAUUCAUGAGGACAACGGAACUUCUCCCACGUUAUCUUGGCCUGUUGCUUCAACAAGUGACAACAGAGGCAGACGUCACACACUAGAGGCUGGAGAUUCGGAAGACAAACCUUCUGUGUCGCAGCUCAGCCCAACACCUCUUGUUGGCAGUGUAAUCAGUUUAUGUAGUUCUGGUUUGUCUGAUGGAGGCUCAUAUCGCUCACCUAUGAAAGGCAAAAAAACAACAGGACAGCAGGUGGUUAAAUCUAAAUAUGUUGGUCCACCCAUCAGAAUGAUAAGUGCCGAAUCUAGUGAUGAUGCAAGUGCACCAUCUACAACUGUUAUUCCUGUGGAUGAUGAUGAUGAUGAUGAAAAUCAAGCGUGUGCUAGUAUUGUCAUACAAGAAGUAACUAGUCCUUUAGAGGAUGAGUUAUCUAUCUGUGAUGUAUUAUUAUCAGAUGAGGAUGAAGAGAAAGAAGGUGUUGAAGAAGAUAACGGCCUUUUAUGGUAUGUAGAGGAAGAAGAAUCAGCUACAUCUACAAAUGGACUGCUAAGGAAUUACCCUGAAUUGCGAUCCCAACCGGGAUUAGAUACUGUUUCUUGGACGGCUUCAGAUGAUUUUUCAUCUACUACUAUAUCCGGAACGCUUUCCGGUGCAGAAGCCGCUCCGGAAGACGGAGGAGGACAAGAACCUGAGUCCACAAAUAUCCAACAGCCAUCAUCUUCCAGUCAAUGCAUAUCCGUAUCUCAGUCCUCUUCCUUGAGAAUGCUUGGACUGGAUGAGGUAGAGGAAGAGGAAGAAAUGGAAGACGUUCUUGUUGUUGAUCCCAAUGAUCAAAAAGCUGUUCUUAUCAUUGGAACAAGACGGUGUAGCGGUAUGCCUGUGACAGGAGACGAUAAUAUUGGUCACUGUAUAACAAAACCUCCAGACCAGUGCUAACGAAUGUGAAGCAAAGACCCGUAGUUAUAAUUUUGCAAUCUUAAUAGUUUAGGGGGAAAAUUCAGAUAAUUUUUAAUUGUGUUUUGAAUAACAGAAUGUCAUUUAGGUCAUCACAGUAUUUUUAUCAGAUACUGUAGAUUUGUAUUGACUUUAUCACUUUUACCACUUUUCUUCUUUUUAACUUCUUUAUAUUAGAGCAAAUAACUUCUCAACGAACAAAGCCUAAAUCAACGAACUAGUUCUUUAAUGCAUUAUUAUAAGAGUUUCUUAGAAACUAGAUUCAAAUGAUGAGAUAGUUGAGGAGGAAGGUUACCUUAAAAAAUAUCCUGUUUUAUUAAUAAAACUGAUUUCAAGGCAAAUUAGACGUCAAAUUUUCAUGAUGCAAAAUAUAUAUCGAAAUAUUUUUUUUUAAUUUAGUGUUUUCUGCAUUAAGUUAUAAAAAUCAAAUAUCAAUUAUUUUGCAUAAAAAUUGAAUAUAAUGUAUUUUGCACAUAUAAUUAAUUAUACAUAUAUUACAUUUUUUAAAACAGUAAUUAGAAAUUUUUGAUAAUAGAAUUAUCCAUUCCUAUAGAAUUAUGUCUCUUUACCUUUCAAAAUUUAGGUUUGAAAAUGAAUAAUGCAUUCCUGAAAUCAAAAAUAUAACUGCGGGUCUGCUACAGGUCUUAGCAAAAAUAAAAUUAAUUAAAAUGUUUUUCAAAAAUGUACAAAAUGAUGUUGAAGAUGAUGCAUCUUUUCUAUGUGAUGUUGUAUUUAUACAUGUUUUUCACUGUAAAUAAUGUAAGUAGAAAAGCACCAAAUAGAACUUUUUUUUCUAGAAAAAUCAUUAAUACAUUUCAACUGUUGCAAUUGUGUGACAGCUGUGUCGUAACGAUCUUCAAAAUAGGAUCUGACUGAAAUGGACAAAUGUUUUUUAUAUAAUCUAUGUAUCUCAAAGGGAAGGAAAUAAAACAUUUUCUUAUCCAGAGUAUGGCACAGCAAUCAUAGAAUUAUUUACACUCUUCUCCUAUUAAGAAUGUUCAAUUUAACGCAGUCGCAUCUGCUUUCCCGUAUCUUCAAAUUCUAGUUUCUUAAUCGUAUUCAUAUAAAGAAAAUAUGUUCAAUAAAAAUAGUAUGUAUAGCUUUCAAGUUGCUGUUUCAUAUUCUGGGUGUACAAAUUAAGAUUUCCCUCUCUUUCAGGUAGGUAGAACAUAUAUAAUUACAUUUUACCUGAAAAAAAAAAAUGAUGAGUAGAUAAGGCAAAUUUCUUUCUGCUCAUAAGUCACUAAUUCACAGAAUUAUAUUAAAUGCAUCAUUCGUUUUAAAGAAACAGGACGAGCAUACUUUGAAAUUUAAUUUAUACUGUUUCAUUAAAUUACUAAAACUCUUUUCUGCAUUUCAAAAUAUUUCAAAACACUAAUAUUUGUACUAAACGAGUCUUGAUUCAGGUUCUAUUUUCUGAACUAUGAAAAGAAGUUUAGCGUUGUAUUAAUUUGAGUUACUUUAAUCAAAUAAUUAAUUAGUACUAUUAGCUAUGUUUUGAUGAAUUUAAUUCAAAAUACACAGUUCUUAGCCUCAGUGAUUACAUUAAUAAUUUUACCUUAAUUUGUUGAUCAGCUUAAUAACAUAAUUGUGUUAAUACUAGACGAUAAAUACCUAAUCUUCCCGAUGUUUCACUUAUGAAAAAUUUUUUUCGCUUGGAAAACCUUUUAUUAGAAUUGUUCACUAAGCAAUUUAGUAGAAUUUCAUUUAUAUUCAGAAAUCCAAAUUAAGAUGCGAAAAUAAAGUGUCUGAGAAUCAAUAACAUGAAAACUUUUAGUAAUUAUAAAGACAGCUAAUGGCUAAUAUGUCUUUUAAAUAGAUUCUUGAAAACAUUCUGUUGACUUGCUUAUUCCAUAUUAGGUACAUUUCUUUGCGUAGCUGUUUUAUAUGAAAUCAAUUGGCACUGCAUGAAUAUUAAUUAUGGUAAUAUUUAUAGCUGAUAAAAAAUUGUGGAAAACCUGGUUUUCUGUUAAAAUGAGGUAGGAUAAAAAUUCUCUUGACUUUUUAAUCAUAUGAUACGCCCAUACGCAUAUGAUGGCCUGCAAAAUUUAAAAGUAGUUAAAUGGAUUUUGUAUUAUGCUGUUAUACAAUUUUGGAACUAAUUUGAAAAUUCAGUUCUAUUUCUCUAUCACGUUCUCACUAUUAAUUUCUUGUUCAUCAAUUUUACGAAGAAAGUAGGUAAACUGUUUGAGAGAUUGAUUAGAUAAUAUGUGGCAUACAAAGUGAUCAGAAACGCCUGUACUUUUUGUUUUAACGUUCCAUUAUGUUACGACUCCAGGACAUUUAUCUUCUCUGUGGCUUAAAAUCUCUAUUAGUCAUCCCCACAGCUUGACAAAUUUUUAAUUCUGAGCAGUACUGCCAUUUGAUGUGCAGUAAGUUCUUUAAUUUUCGUUUAAAUUAAAACUAUGUAUUAUUUAGCAAACUAACGAAUUAAAAGUGUGCGUGGAUGAUAUAUUUUAUAAUAUUUUAACUGAAUUAAUCCAUAAUGCAAUAGGAUGUCGGCACUCUGAGACGCUCACGACCGUCUCAGUUUCGGAUACGCAGUUUUUCUCAUAUUUUUGCUGCCAGUGCGACAUUUAUUUCGUUCCGGUAUAACGCAGUCUCAAAGGGCACGCUGAUCAGUAACAACAAUAUUUGCCACCUACCAUCUCUUAAAAAUAUAUGGUAAGUAUUUUUACAAAAGUAGAGGCUUAAGUAGUUAUAUUUUUCAAUGAUUAAUUAAAAUACUUCACGUUAUUUUUUGUGUUUCUUUCUUCUUUUUUAUAUGUGGCCAUAUCACGAAUUUCUUUUGCGCAUUAAUACAAAAUUGAAUUACAACGUUCCUGCCGUUCCAACCAUUUCAUAACUCUUUCUAACAUAUAAAGACUUCAAACAUGAUGGACAGAAUUAUUUAGCAUAAUAAAUGCUUUAUUGCAGUUUAAUGCUUUACUUAUUGUUAUUUUUAUAAUUAUUGUUAUUAUUAUUAUUUCUUUAUUUAUUAAUCGUAAAUAGAUAUGAUCUCAUCAGGAUUUAAAAUUUGAUGCCCGAGAUCAUUAACCUCGAUAUUAAUCGCUCAUUAAUUUUAUUUUCCUUAUAAUUUACAACUCUUCCUGUCAUCUUCAUAUCAUUUACCUUGCGUGUGUGUGUGAUUAUAUGGCAAAGCCUCGAGGGCUAUCUGCCUAAGGAAAGGGAUGCCUUCGUGGAGGACUUUCUAAGGGAAACUGGCUCGUAUACACGUUACACAUGGGGAAAGCCACGAAAGCGCCCAUGCAGCCAGCCCGUUCGCGGGAUUCGAACCUCGGACCGAACUACCAGUGUUCAGCGACUUUACCGCUCGGCCGCUGGUGGGCCCAUUUACCUUGCAUUCUUGAUCCCAUUAUUACAAAUGUUGUAUAAAUCGUUUCUGUUUGUAAUCUGACCUUGAAACUGCAGUGUUCGGAUAACUGGAGUUUAAAUAACCGACGUUCUACUAUAUGCCUAAUCCAUAAAAUUUAUAAUGUACAUAAUCGAAUAUUUUUAUAAGCAUUUUUGCAUAAUUGUAGUCAAUAAAAGAUGCUUCCAUUGCCAUAAAUUACACACUUUUAGUACAGAAUAAUAAUCUGCAUGGUUCUAACAAGAGUUACUUUAUUUUAAAGAGACAGAUCUGUUAUAUUUCUUUAAAUUAUUAAUUACAGUAUAUUCGUUAAUAUGUAAGAAAUGAUUUUGCAUUAAGGUUCGAAAUUUUUCCUCUUAAUCGUAGUUCAUUGUCUAUUUAUAUCAUGAAUUUUCCUGGGGGUUAUUAAACAAGUUUUUAUAAUAUUUUCAUUUUUUCAUCCUCUCGUUAAAUUUAAAGUGUAAUCAAAAUCAGUAGCGUUUUCAGCAUUUCAGAGUUCUGUUAGUUUCGUUUUCAAUGCCUUGCAGUGCUAGUAUCAUCAAAUCUCAUGAAACUGAGAAUGCAGGGAAUAAAUUUUCAAUCUUAAAUGGUAACGUGAAAUUUCAUAUAUUUGUAUCACAUUUACUACUAUGCCUUUGUAAAUAUAUUCUUGCCAGCAAGAAAGCAAGAAAACAUUAUGUGCUAUUUCUUAAUCUUUUCAUAUCUCCUCUUCCAACUGUGUUCACGUAGUUUGCAUCGACAAUUACUUUUCUGAUCUCUAGAGCAAAUACGUUCUUUCAUUUUAAUAUCUAAUAUAACGGAAAAUAUGUAACUGAGAUUUUUUAAAUCUCAUAUAUUUCACCUCUUAUGUGCAAUCUUGGAACUUUUUUAUUUAAUUCCUUUUAAAAUGAAUGAAGGAUAAAAUUUUGUGCAGUGAAGACUGCUAUGUUAAACGAAGAAGAAUUUCAAUUUAGCAAUUAAGCAAUUUAGCUAAAUUCAUUGCUGAACUACAAGGUUUGUAUCUUCAUGCUUUCUCUCAGAAAGACAGCUUUGUAUGGAAUAGAUCUGGAUACUUACGUAUUAACGGAGCCACUUCAGUAGAAGUCGCCAGAUUUUCAGAAUGUGCCAAACUCUUGACCCCAUGCGCAUAACCAUUCUUCCGUCAACCAUGUUCAUAUUUUUACCUUAUUUUUAAAAUAUGAGCUUGUGUAAUUUGCCAACAAUGUUGGAAACUGCGAAAACUUUUCUGCACGGAUACACAAUUUUACUGAAAAUUUUCUGUAGGGAAUAACGAGGAAAUGUGUUUCCUAGAUAGUCGCUUAUGCCGAGAAUUGGACGAAGCCGAGUCUCCGCAAUUCUCUUAAUAUUUUCUUAAGCAAAAAAAGACCGCUGUGUACUUCGGAAGAAUAAUAAUGCAAAAAAAUUACAGAAAGAUUUGAAGAAGAAUGUAAGUGUUUUAUUUUUAAUAUAUUAUGUAAUCGUUGUUUAAUAAUUCAAAUUUGUAAUAUAAACUGCUGAAGUAUGUUUUCUUUUCAUAUAUUGAUAAUGUUUACCGACUUACUAUAAAUAUCGAUAAUUAGGGUAUUUGUUUUUUUUUAAAUGAGUGAAACCCACCAACUUGCAUCCGAAAAGUAGCUUUUACCUCUUCGUCCUCAAAAAAUCGCUAAAUUUUGCCAAGGUAGUUGCGUUACUAUGUAAGUACCUAGAUCUAAAUACAGAUGUCACACUACGAUUAGAUAUUUCUUUCCUGUUAUUAAAGAUAAAUUGUUUUAAUUAUCAAUAUAAGAUAUAAAGAUAUAAUUUUAAAAAUAUUUCCUGUUUUUAUAUCCUUAUAUUAUUUUAUAAGAUACAAUGCAUGAAAUUGGUAAGAAAUAGUACUUUUCAGAAUGAUUUAACUGAUUAUAUCUUACUACUUGUAAGGCAAAUAAAAACACUUUGCCUUUUCUUUAAUCUAAAUAAUCAUUCAGUAUGAUAAACUUCAUGCUGUCUUCGUUUCUUCUCGCUUCGUGUCCAAAUUUAAAUGCAAAGGAGCAUUCAAAGUUUCGUCACAAGCUUUCUGUUUUUCCUUUGUUGCGAUUUCAUUGCAUUAGUUUUCAAGUAUGUAGCGAAAUGCUACAAACUUUUUCUAGCAUGGCUCUUGAACUGUAGGUUAAUCAAUAUCCAUUAUACGACAGCAACACUGAUCCAGUGCAGUUUAGCACGAAAUACAGCUUUUUUCUUUAACUAAGUAUGGAGCUGAGUUCAAAUUUGACUAGGACAAAAUUUAAGCAGAAUUACUGUUAGCAGUGCUUUUUAAUGUCACUGUAGUCAACUAUGAAUAAAAAAACUAUUUUUUAAUUUUGCAUAAAAAGAUAGAAAUGUUAAUUGGGAAAAGAUAACACGUGAUAGAGAAAAAUAUAUAUCAGGCCAAAACUAAUAACAGUAAAAAAGACAGACGAAAAUUCUACAAAAUGCAGAAAUAUUGAGCAAUAUAAUUUAAAAUUGUUACUUACUUUUCAACGAAAUACAAUAUUUUAAUAUUUAUCUAAUUUCAAAUGGAAAAUUCAGCACCCCUUUUAUUCUAGAAAAAUUUGGCACAUAUUCAAAUAAAUUAUUAGACUGCAAUGGAUAAAAAAGAAAACAAAGAAAUUUUGAAUUAUUUUAUUUCAAACUGCAUAUUUUCCUCUCUUUCUGGUAUUUUAUAAAAAACUCUUCGAAAACGUGAAUUGAAGUGCAUUAUCAAAAAAGUAUGUUUUCUGUUGUUUAUGCUGGAAAUUAUUCUGUACGUAAUUUCUUGUCACAGAAAUAAUAUUUCUGCUAGUGUAUUACUGAAUUGCAGAUGAUUUUGAUACCUUAUCUUAAAAUAUAUUUCCUUCUUGAAAAUCACCUUUCUGCGAAUGUAUUAUUCAAAACUUAUGUCGCCGAGUAGUUCGUUUUAAAAUAAAAUCUGAAUCAAACUACUAUGAUUACAUUGAAAUCUCUCGUCUAUCUUUUUCAUUCCUCGUUAGUUGACCUAAAAAAUAUUAUCAUCUUAUGAUCUUAUUGAUUACUUAUUUCAUAAUUUUUUAGUAUUAAACAUUUACUAUCCUUAAAUUAAAAGGGUCUGUUCUCCUGUCUAAUUCUUAGAAAAGUAAUAUUUUCAGAAAAUUUAACUAAUAUAAGGCCUGUAAUUUUAUUCUUUAAAACUUCUUUUUAACUAAGUAUGUGUUUGA
Messenger RNA from Stegodyphus dumicola, 8934 nucleotides. RefSeq names its product voltage-dependent T-type calcium channel subunit alpha-1H-like. The record is from RefSeq and is a predicted model, not a curated record. Gene Ontology annotation, biological process: calcium ion import; calcium ion transmembrane transport; membrane depolarization during action potential. Gene Ontology annotation, cellular component: plasma membrane; voltage-gated calcium channel complex; voltage-gated sodium channel complex. Lineage: Eukaryota; Metazoa; Arthropoda; Arachnida; Araneae; Eresidae. Gene Ontology annotation, molecular function: low voltage-gated calcium channel activity; voltage-gated sodium channel activity.